Molecule: messenger RNA, 1938 nt
Organism: Musa acuminata AAA Group (dessert banana)
Lineage: Eukaryota; Viridiplantae; Streptophyta; Magnoliopsida; Zingiberales; Musaceae
Product: probable monogalactosyldiacylglycerol synthase 3, chloroplastic
Exons: 8
Coding region: 150-1586 (478 amino acids)
Biological process (GO): glycolipid biosynthetic process
Molecular function (GO): hexosyltransferase activity
Source: RefSeq, a predicted model, not a curated record
UCUCUCUCUUCCCCAUUCCCAACCGUUGUUCCAAACAUACCACGUUAUACAAACGUCACCCUGCUUUCGUGUUCCUCUCGUCUGUUCGCCUCCCUACCACUGAAGAGCUUCAAAGUGUCGGCGGAAGAAGGGCGGAGGCGCGAGGAGCCAUGGCGGCGUCGGUGGCGCCGGCGCGGCGGUCCAUACGUGAGCUGGUGAUCCAGAGCGUGAUGAGCAACCAGGCCCAGCAGCAGCAGCAGCGGCGGCGGACGAGGAAGAGCCUCUCGUGGGGCGGCGGCGGCGACAGGGGCGGCGCCGCGGCUGUCGGGGACGACGGUGACACCGGUUUUUGGGAGGAGGAGGAGGGCACCAUGGAGCUGGCCCAGAUCGGGGCCGAUCGGACCAAGAACGUACUCAUCCUGAUGAGCGACACCGGCGGGGGUCACCGGGCUUCCGCGGAGGCCAUUCGUGAUGCCUUCCGUAUCGAAUUCGGCGAUGAGUACAGGGUGUUCGUGAAAGAUUUGUUUAUGGAGCAUGCGGGAUGGCCUCUGAACGACAUGGAGAGGUCGUACAAAUUCAUGGUGAAACAUGUACAGCUGUGGAAAGUGGCCUUUCACAGCACCUCUCCUCGUUGGGUCCAUAACUUCUACCUUGCUGCCAUCGCAGCCUUCUACGCCAAAAAGGUGGAGGCCGGACUGAAGAAGUACAAGCCUGAUAUCAUCAUCAGCGUUCAUCCUCUCAUGCAGCACAUCCCUUUAUGGGUACUGAAAUGGCAAAACCUUCAGAAACGAGUUGUUUUUGUUACUGUAAUCACGGACCUCAACACCUGCCACCCGACAUGGUUCCGAACCGGCGUCAACAGAUGCUAUUGCCCCUCUGAGGAAGUAGCAAAGAGGGCUUCAGUGGAUGGGCUACAACCAUCACAGAUCCGUGUGUUUGGUUUGCCCAUCAGACCUUCCUUCUGUCGUGCUGUUCUUCUUAAGGAAGACCUGAGGAAGGAGCUUGAGAUGGAUCCGAAUCUUCCUGCGGUCUUACUUAUGGGAGGAGGUGAGGGAAUGGGUCCAGUUAAGAAGACAGCAAGGGCCCUUGGUGAAUCACUCUUUGACAAGGAGCUCAGCAAACCAAUUGGGCAGCUUGUCGUCGUUUGUGGCCGUAACCAAACUCUAAGCUCCACAUUACAGACCAUUCAGUGGAAGAUCCCUGUGAAGAUAAAGGGAUUUGUCACUCAAAUGGAGAAAUGGAUGGGAGCUUGUGAUUGCAUUAUAACAAAGGCUGGACCUGGUACAAUUGCUGAGGCUUUGAUAAGGGGACUUCCUAUUAUCCUAAAUGACUUCAUUCCUGGACAGGAGGUUGGCAAUGUCCCUUAUGUGGUUAACAAUGGAGCUGGAGUGUUCUCCAAAAGCUCGAAACAAACAGCGAGCCUCGUCGCUCAAUGGUUCGGCCCCGAAUCAGAGGAGCUGAAGAAAAUGUCGCAAAAUGCCCUUAAAUUGGCACAACCUGAUGCAGUUUUCGACAUAGUGAAGGAUAUCCAUGAGCUGGCACAACAGCAGGGGCCUUUGUCUCAAAUCUCUGAUUCCCUGACUUCAUCUUUUUUACAGCCAAUAUAACAGGUGAUCAUUUGUGCAAAUCUAACUCCUCCAAAUUCCAACAUCUGUUUAGUGUACAGACACCAUCGACAUUCUUUGGCCUUUAAGAUGGCUUCAUUUCCCGUCGGCUUAGGACAAAGAUCACACUGUGUGCAGCUUUUAGUGGUUUAGGACAUGUCCUCUUCUGUUGUUCUAAUUGGUGUCUAUGGUAUUCGUUUCUUCUUCUACAUUUCUAGAGGUAAAUUAUAUGUGAGACAUUUAGUAUAACAUUGCUUGUUUGAUUAUUGUUAUGUAUAGUGAGGCAGCUGAACUUUUGCUCAAGUCAAAUGUUCUCAACUUAUUAAGGUAUAUUAGUGAGUUGGAUUUGUUGCCA